AUGGAGAAUGAGGGCUAUGAUCCAAUGCGGUGGCUCAACGAUCGGGGAUACGAUGCUUGGAUUCUCGAGUACACUGUGGCUGGAUCGAGUAGCAUUCGUCCGAUCUACCCCAAACCGCAAGAGGAAGCUCUCGAAGCGGUACGUCAAAUACGUGCCCAGGAUCGGGUCCGCAUACUCGGCAUCUGGGGUUGGUCAGCUGGGGGACAUCUCGCAGCCGUAACCGCGACUAGCCCAGCAGCAGCUCUUGACUUUGCCAUCUUGGCCUAUCCAGUUAUAUCGAUGGAGCCUGGUACCGCGCACAUGGGGUCGAUGAGGAACCUGAUCGGGGAGGAUGCCCAACCUGAGAUACGUCAUCAAAUGUCGGCUCAGACCAGGGUUACAAGCGAGACACCGCCAACCUUUAUAUUCCAUACAGCCAACGAUGACAGCGUAUCGGUCCAAAACUCGUUACUCUUCGCAGCUUCCAUGGCCGCCCAUCGAUGCCCGUUCGAGAUCCUUAUCCUUCCUAGUGGACCGCAUGGUGUCGGCCUAGCGUUAAACGAUCUCAAGACUAGCUGGACGGAAGAGCUUUACCGCUGGCUUCAAAAUCAUACACCAAAGCCGUAA
Molecule: messenger RNA, 606 nt
Organism: Penicillium cataractarum
Lineage: Eukaryota; Fungi; Ascomycota; Eurotiomycetes; Eurotiales; Aspergillaceae
Product: alpha/beta hydrolase
Exons: 1
Coding region: 1-606 (201 amino acids)
Biological process (GO): proteolysis
Molecular function (GO): serine-type peptidase activity
Source: RefSeq, a predicted model, not a curated record